GUGCGUGUGUGUGGAGCUCGGGUGCCAAGGGCUAGCCGUCAGUCCCCGGGUGCGAGUCUCUGCUGUCUUCCACACCCUUCCUUCCUCCAGGCUCCUUUCCUACAUUCUUCCCGCGCCCCCACGGUCGCGGACCGAGCGAGAACACCCUUAAGCAGGUGUGGGGGGCGUGCGGGGCGGCACGAGACAAAAGGGGCACGGGGGUAAGCCCGCCAUGGCCUCCCGGAGCCUGGGGGGCCUGAGCGGGAUCCGCGGCGGUGGCGGUGGAGGCGGCAAGAAAAGCCUGAGCUCCCGCAAUGCUGCGGUGGAGAGGAGGAACCUCAUCACCGUGUGCAGGUUUUCUGUGAAGACCCUGAUUGAUCGGUCUUGCUUUGAGACAAUUGAUGAUUCUUCUCCUGAAUUUAACAAUUUUGCAGCUAUUUUGGAACAGAUUUUAAGCCACCGGCUAAAAGAGAUUUCCCAAAGUUGCAGAUGGCUGGCUCAUCUCCAAAUACCUCUUCAAGGUCAAGUAACCUGGUUUGGUUAUGAAAGUCCUCGUAGUUUCUGGGACUAUAUCAGAGUGGCUUGCCGGAAAGUUUCACAGAAUUGUAUCUGCAGCAUUGAAAAUAUGGAAAAUGUCAGUUCUUCUAGAGCUAAGGGUAGAGCCUGGAUCAGAGUAGCACUCAUGGAAAAACAUUUAUCUGAAUACAUCUCUACAGCUCUGAGAGACUUCAAAACAACCAGGAGAUUUUAUGAAGAUGGAGCAAUUGUCUUGGGUGAAGAAGCAAAUAUGCUUGCUGGCAUGCUGCUAGGACUCAAUGCUAUUGAUUUCAGUUUCUGCCUAAAGGGAGAGGGACUGGAUGGCAGCUUUCCUGCUGUAAUAGACUAUACACCAUAUUUGAAGUAUAUCCAAAGUUCUGAUAGUAUCAGCAGUGAUGAGGAGGAGCUAAGGACUUUGGGAAGCAGUGGUAGUGAAAGCAGUACUCCAGAGAAUGUCGGACCUCCUUUCCUCAUGGAUGAGAACAGUUGGUUCAACAAGUGUAAGAGAGUUAAACAAAAGUAUCAACUUACCCUGGAACAGAAGGGUUACCUUGAAGAACUCUUACGACUUCGAGAGAACCAACUAUCUGAAUCUGUCUCCCAGAAUAAAAUACUACUUCAAAGGAUUGAAGAUUCUGAUCUGGCCCAUAAACUGGAGAAGGAACAAUUAGAAUAUAUAAUUGUGGAGCUUCAAGACCAGCUGAAAAGUUAUCAAAGUCUUGACCAGUUAUCAGCAGAAGUUAGCCUUUCUCAGACUUCACUGGAUCCAGGUCAGUCACAAGAAGGAGAUGGAAAACAAGACACAUUAAAUGUAAUGAGUGAAGGUAAAGAAGAUACUCCCUCAUUACUUGGCCUCUGUGGAUCUCUAACGUCAGUGGCAAGUUACAAGUCUCUAACAAGCUUAAAAUCUAAUGACUACCUUGCAAGUCCUACAACAGAGAUGACAAGUCCAGGCCUAACUCCAUCCUGAAAAUUUUUAUGUAAAAGCCAAAAGUUUUUAUGUUGUAAAUGUUUAAUUUACGUAUGUUUGACUGCUGGGAAGACCUUUGAAAUUUUAUAUUGUUCUGGUACAUGUCUGAAAGUCUAUUGCUUAGAGAGAAUCCACUCCAGAUAAGAGAUUUUGAGUGAAAAACAAUGAUCCCGCCAUUUUUCAGUUUUAAAAUUCUUAUAUUUGUCAUUGAGAAAGUUUAGAAAGGAAUAGGCUUUAAAACAAAAAAACUUUCAAAGAUCCACCAAAUAGUUCAUAGCAAAUUGUACAUAUUGUUCAGCUGAUUUUUAUAUAUUUAAAUAUACCUUAGUGGCCAGAGACUGACUUCAAAGGUUUAUUCCAGAGACUUAAGCUAAGUAUUUUUUCAUUCUCUCAGAUUUUCAAAAAAAAAAAGUUAAUUUCAUUUUUUCAUUAAUUUCUUCGUAAGUUCUAUGCUUUAAAUGCCUUGUUUUUAAUAUCAGGGGAAAGUUCUCAGCUGCAUUCUCACAGUGGCUUAUUCAGUUUUUCUUCAAUAUUUACCAUUUGGUAUCAACUCAACAUUCCACUUAACAUUUUAUAAUUUCCACAGGAAUGUGUCUGUUUUGGUAGUUACUGAUUUAAUUUGUUAGUGCCACAAGGUAAAUUAUUUUACAGCAUUUUAUGCCAUUUAGGUAAAAUGAAUAAACUGUUUUUCAAGAUUUUCUUAAAAGAUUAUCAAUUUAAAAAUAUGAUCAAGUAUGCCUCAAAUACUAGACAUAUUUCAAAAUGUAGAACAAACGUUGAAAAAUUGUUUUGCCAGGAAAGAGUUCAAGUUCAGUUAAGGAUUUGAGAGGCUUUUAAACAAGGAUCAAUAGGGUAGUUAUCAUACUUGAUUAAUAUAUGUCUGAUAUUCAGUGCUGGUUCUUUUUCCUGUUUGUGCAACAAUGAAGUGUGUCAUGUGUUUUAUAGCCUCUAGCAUUAAUCACACAAUAAUCUCAUUUUAAAACAUUUAAAUGUUAAAAAAUCCCCACACUUAUGUACAGGUAAAAUUAGUUUUCUUUUUUUAAAACAAACAAAAAAAAAGUUGUAAUCUGUACUUUUAUUUCUUUUGGAAUUUUUGAAACAGCUACAUUAAUUCCUAAAAAUCCCACCAUACUGAAAAUGUAUGGCGUGUAUUUUCUAUAGUAAGUAAUAUGAGGAAAACAUGAUUAGCUGUGCCAAAGAAAUUUUAUACAUUGUUUACAUGAUGAGGCCACAGUACUUAUUGGGGACUUCAUAUGGUAUUUUUGUUUAUUGAGAAGAGUCAAGAACCGACGUUACCACAUUCAUUCUUUGUGUUAGAAAUGUAGGAGUGUGGUAGUUUUCUGCAAAAUUUACAGCUUAGUCUCAUAAUUUGGAAUUUAAGAUAGUAAGUAGUAACAAGGCAAGUCUUACAUGUAAGACAGUCAAACAGUGUCACUUCGGGGACAAAGGCCUGGAAGCCCUUAAAAUAAGUUAUCUUAGAUGUGCCAGAACAUAUUCAGAGCUUUAUUCCUUUAGCUUAAGGCUUUAAUACUUGUAGAAAUGCGAAUAUUCUUGAGAAAUGACACAUUUUUGUUCUCAGUUUCUCAAUUCUAUAUACCUGAUUGUGAGUGAAGUAUCCAAAGCAGGUUUUCAUCAGCUUGGGGGAUGGAAGGUAGGUAUAAUAGGACAAUGGAAACUUUGGGAGAAGGGAGUGAGGAAAUGGAUAAGGAGAAAUUUGAAAAUUUUAGCCCGGACUUGAGCACUAUUGCUGCUUUCCUAUGAACUAUCAGAAUGUUUAAAUGCUUUAUCAUUCAUGGUCCACUCUCAACUAACAUUUAUUAUCCUUUAGUAAUUAAACAAUGGUUUUACAUACAUUUUUAUAAUGUAGAAGGAAAUUCAAGAUUCCAUAAUCGUAAAAUUUUUCAGAUCUGUCUAAUGUAUAAUUUGUGCAUCUUAACAUGCUGCUAAAUGCAGAUUUAAACAUUACAUCUGAGGAUCAUGACUUUUCCUCCUUUCUUGGAGAUCUUGGUGUAAAAUUCAUCUGCUGUUAUAAAAUCAGGUUUCUACACAGUUCAUUUCACACUAAAGGUAGUUACUGUUUGCAUGAAGAAACAAUGUAUGUCUCAAUCUUUAAUUUUAGUUUGGUAGUGUUUACUGUUCACCCACCCCUCUUGCCUCCAAAAGAAUGCUGAAUUAUACGCCAAUAUUUCCAUGUGUAUUCUGUUGCCUUGAUGCAUACUAUACUUGUUGCAUGUAUAUUAAACAUUUUGUACUAUGCA
This is a messenger RNA of Mandrillus leucophaeus (drill), 3744 nucleotides long. It is a transcript of the gene RUNDC3B, whose product is annotated as RUN domain containing 3B. The record is from RefSeq and is a predicted model, not a curated record. The transcript has 11 exons. Lineage: Eukaryota; Metazoa; Chordata; Mammalia; Primates; Cercopithecidae. Bases 212 to 1486 code for a protein of 424 amino acids.